This is a messenger RNA of Physeter macrocephalus (sperm whale), 8058 nucleotides long. RefSeq names its product glucose-fructose oxidoreductase domain-containing protein 1. Lineage: Eukaryota; Metazoa; Chordata; Mammalia; Artiodactyla; Physeteridae. The transcript has 2 exons. Bases 1692 to 2555 code for a protein of 287 amino acids. The record is from RefSeq and is a predicted model, not a curated record.
GGGUGAAACUGACCACAUGUCCCAUGCCUCCGAGAAGGAACGAUCACAAACAGCCCUGUCUGUUCAGAUACUUAGUUCUGUUGAAACCAGAGGUCUAUCUUGGCCUUUAAAAUGUUUUUUUCUUCACUCUCAACUGUAGUUCUGCUGGAUUUCCUUUGAAUCAGAGACACUUUUAAGACUCUAAUGAUCUUCUUCCUCAGAAAAUGAACAUCAGGUUUCACACAAUUUUUUUUAAAUAGUCCAAUUUUAGUGGUUUCUCAGACCCAGGUUAAACACCCUUGUUUUAUUUUAUUUUAUUUUUUGAACAGUGCAAAUCUUUUAAAAUUCAAAUUGUAUUUCAAAUAAAGGAAUUUUUUAAAAACACCCUUGUUUUAGACCAUUUUCUAAAUGGGACCCAAAGCUUCUGAAUGAAGAGGUGAACUCUUACACAUGCUUCAGAACCCUGCCCAAAUGUCAUCUCUUCAGCAGAGCUCCCUACCAUGCCCAAGUCAGUUGGGCAGCCCCUCCUUUGUGCUCUCAUUGCUUGUCCUUCUAUUAGAUCCUAUAUCUAUUAGAUCCCAUAAUCCCUCAUUUCCUGGUUGGUUUCUUCUACUAAACUGUGAGCUCCUUUUCAUCUUUCUUACUCAUUUUUUGGGUCCCAGUGCCUAGCACAGAAAUGUUGCAGGAAUGGAAUAUAAAGGAAGAUAAUGAGUUCCCUGCUUGAAAUUCAGGGAAAGCCCUCUCUGCCUUGGGUGAAUGGGAUGGGGAGGGAACUAGGAAGCUGUAUCUGAUGGGACUUCUUGUGGGGCUAGGCCAACCUGCCAGGACAGCGCAAGCCAGCCUCCAGGACCAGCAUCCUUUCAGAAGAUAAGGGGCUGUCAACACAAGUGGAAUGAUCAGGAAGAACUGGUGGGAAAGUAGCGUCGGCCUCAUAGAUCGCCACUGCCGAUUAGAUGAGGGAGUGUGUAAUUGGAAUUGUGCUGGCAGGGAGGGAUGCUUUGAAGUUCCAGGCUGAUUAUGCUAAAGAAUGACUCUGGGUGGCUGGGUGGCAUCCUUAUUUCCAGGUACCGGCAGGAGAGGACAGCAGCUCUUUGGCACAGCAGAGAGCAUGUGUCUUUCCCCGGAGGUGUCAGUGGGAAGCCCCUUUGCCCUGCUCCUAGGGUCCCUGGGAUGGAGUAUCAGCCCGCAUAAAAGCUCCAGUCUCCGGAAAGAGAGAUGGGUGGGUUCUCAGCCACAGCUUGGAGACCCCGGGCUUGGAGGGCGUGAGGGGCACAGCUGCCUGAAAGUGACUUUGGGGUCUGUUGGUUGGAAACUCCUUCCCUGUGGCACUGAGUCCUCUGAGGGCCGUGGAUAUUUGGACUCAGAUAGAGAGCACACACUCAGCAGGCUCUGGAGGAAGCAAAUUCUCCAUCUCCCCAUGAGGGAGUCCCAGGAGGGCAGUAAAACUCCUUCUGAAAUGAUUUCAUGUAAAAACUCCUGACAAAGAACAGGCAUACUGCCUUGCACAUGACACUUUCACCUUCCAGAAAUUUCCCAUGAUCUCAUUUUCUCCCCAACUUCAGCUCCGUGACAUAGGUGAGAAGGCAUGAACCCCACCAUCCUCCGGACAGAGAGCUCUCACUUUAUUUGCUGACAAGGGGUUCUCGUCUUGAUAAAGCAUCGGCAAGAACGUCAUCUGCGACCGCACGGCCACGCCGCUGGACGCCUUCCGCAUGAUGUCGGCCGCCCACUACUACCCCAAGCUCAUGAGCAUCAUGGGCAACGUGCUGCGCUUCCUGCCGGCCUUCGCGCGCAUGAAGCAGCUCAUCGAGGAGGGCUACGUGGGCGAGCUGCUGGUGUGCGAGGUGCAGGUGCACGGCGGCAGCCUGCUGGGCAAGAAGUACAACUGGAGCUGCGACGACCUGAUGGGCGGCGGCGGCCUGCACUCGGUGGGCACCUACAUCAUCGACCUGCUCACCUUCCUCACCGGCCAGAAGGCUGUCAGGGUCCACGGGCUGCUCAAGACCUUCGUGAAGCAGACCGACCACAUCAAGGGCAUCCGCCAGAUCACCAGCGACGACUUCUGCACCUUCCAGAUGGUGCUGGAGGGCGGCGUGUGCUGCACCGUCACCCUCAACUUCAACGUGCCCGGCGAGUUCAAGCAGGACGUGACCGUGGUGGGCUCAGCCGGGCGCCUGCUGGCGGUGGGCACCGACCUGUACGGGCAGCGCAACAGCGCCCCCGCGCAGGAGCUGCUGGUGCAGGACGCCACGCCUGUCAGCAACUCGCUGCUGCCCGAGAAGGCCUUCAGCGACAUCCCCUCGCCCUACCUGCGCGGCACCAUCAAGAUGAUGCAGGCCGUGCGCCAGGCCUUCCAGGACCAGGACGACCGGCGCACGUGGGACGGGCGACCGCUCACCAUGGCCGCCACCUUCGACGACUGCCUGUACGCCCUGUGCGUGGUGGACACCAUCAAGCGGUCCAGCCAGACGGGCGAGUGGCAGGACAUCGCGGUGAUGACGGAGGAGCCCGAGCUCAGCCCCGCCUACCUGAUCAGCGAGGCCAUGCGCCGGAGCCGGAUGUCCCUGUACUGUUAGCCCAGACUGGGGACCCAGCGCGACCUAGGGCUCCCUCCUGGGGCCCAGAGAGGGGGAAAGGCUGGGGGAGAGGUGGCCUCGAGGAGUGUAGGCCGGGGGAGGGCGGGGAGUGGAAAGGCAGGGUGAGAAAAUGACAUCUGGGAGGCUGAGCCCCUGGCCGGGUGAGGGGCCCCGAACGAGACUGUUGGGACGGUGACCCGCGGUCCCCGAGGUCGUCCCUGCUUGCGUCGGCUGAGACGGAGGCGGUCAGCCGCCUCUGCUGCCCUUUACUGUGAGAAGCCCGGAGGGGUUGCCGGCCUCCGCCCCUCAUCCACGCCCCCACCCCCCCCCCCCGACCUUGGCCUCCUUGGCAAGCCAAAUGCUCCUGCGUGCUCUGAGCCCCGUUUCCAGGGGCGAGCUCGGUUGGCGGGAGACAGCACAUCUUCACGUGCCCACGCAAGCCUGCAGGUGUGUGUGCGGGGGUGGGGAGGGGCGGGCGCCAGUGGCUAAAGAGAAAGUUCAGAUUUCAGGAAGCCACUUCAAGUGUCUGAAGGAAAAAGUCCUUGGUAGCAAAGUGUACAGCUUUCUGGAUGGAUUGGUCUUCCUCCCAGGAAGCCCGAGGGAGGGAGUGUCUUCCUAACUGGCUCAGUGCCCUUUUCCUGGCCUGAGGUAGGGUAAGGGAGGGCCAGGAACAGCAAGCAGAGAAUCGGGUUCCCUUGAGCCAAAAGGAGAGAGCAGGGGCGCAGCCUGCACUGAAACAGAUGAGGCAGAGAAGAAAAUAUCCCUUCGGAUUUGCCAGCAAUUAAAAGCCUAUUUCCGGUGGAGUGGAAUUGCCUGUAAGGAGGGAUUCGGUACUGGAGCGUUGAGGUGGUCCUUUCACGGGGCCGAGGAGACAGCAGGAAGGAGGUGUGCGUCUGACCACAGGCUCCCGUGCUAUCCUCCAGGGCCGGGGGCAGCCUCGCGCCCCAGGGUCACAGUGGCAAUUCCCAGCAGGAGGGAAAGUGAGCCCUGGACCCAUCUCUCCUAGCAAGCUGGGGAAGGGCUCUUAGGAGAUUCCCCAGCUUUGUAGAUUUUAAAAGGGAAGCCUUCAGGUCCACUCAGAUAGAAUCCUCUCCCCUUUAAAAGAAAAAAAAAAAAUAGUCAAGGCUCUUUUCCUUAGCUUGGACCUUUGCUUUCACGCAUCAAAAAAUGAAAAAUUUUGAAUAGGUAUUAAACAAAAGGACAGCAAGCAACAUAAUUUUCAGUGUUUCUAAAUGGGGUUUGAGAGCCUUCUGAGGUGUAUAGUUCCCGUAGGCUGAAGAAGGCUAAUGUAGGAAAAAACAUCUUCUUCCUGUUGGUCUCCUGUCUCUCUUGUCUCGUCAUCCCCUGCUUACAGGGAGGGCUUUUACUGGAGAUGGCAAACUGCAGGCUUGGAGCAGACAGUGCCAGAAGGGAACAACCAGACACACACACACGCACACGCGCGCGCGCACACACAGACGGGUUUAUAAAUGCUCACUACCACCACUGUCACUAAAAUCGCUCUUAAAAAUUCAGACCUAGUCUUGAAAGAAAGCCCAAGUCAAAUACAUUUUGAAAAUGGGGAAUUAUCCUUUUGUUAUCUUUUCUUCAUCCUUCACCCCACAUAGGACAUGUGUCGAGCUUGGCUGUGGAGACUGUUACUUGUAAAUGUACACAGCGUUUGUUCACAGUCACAGAAAUCCAGCCGUUGUCUUUGGCACACAAGUGACAUUUAAACAUCUUUUCAGUUGGCCCCGCAGUGGAACUGGAAGGGAAUUUAAAGGGCUGAGAGUGAACCCCCGGCUCUGAGUGGGCAAAGUCCCAAAAUGAACCGUGCGAUCAGUUGCUCCCUCCUUCCUCCUCCCAGGGCCAAUACACUAUGAAUCCCAGGCUGCCCGUGGGUACUGCGUGGCCGUGUCCAAACACCACGGGAAUAUGGUAUUUUCUAGCACGGAGGGGUAGGGAUCGCCUCCCUAGAAAGAAUUACCCUGCUUCCUGGUCCCUUACUACGAUGUGGGAAGAAGGUUAGUGAGCUAAAACUCUCCAUCGUACCAACGGUCCCUGCUCCGUUGACAGAAUCAGCCUGCCAGCUUUCCUAGCUACCAGUUCAAAACUAGAGAUUUGGUAGAAUGGAGGUCUCCCAGUAAGCAUUUGAGCAGAGGGCCAUGCCAUGGACUGUUUUGGUUCAGAUUUUCCUAAAUUCCCCUCUGGAUAAAUAGCUUUUGUGGAAACUGAGUGGAAAGAAUAUUUGCUUUUUCUAGUUGGCCCCAAAAGGCUGUGAUCAAGGAUGUAGAGAAAGGAAACUAGUGACUCUAUGAGGCUCAUUUUUCUAAGUCAUUUAUAAUCUAAGUAGGGCUGUUCCUGGGGUUUCAGUUUUGUUUCUGUACUUCAAAUACUUAGGACUUGUUUCCCCCCAAAGAUCACUGAGCUCUGUGACAAAUAUUUAGUGUCUAAAACAAAAAUUCUCCUUUGAGGCUGGGGUAUAUGGAAAGAAUAUACAUUCUUAAAAAGAAGCAUGAAAAAUAUUUUAGUAAGUGUUCUUAAAUUCUGUCCGCUGAAACGCAUGUAGUAGGUGGAUGGCAGGAACAAGUGGAAGAAAAGACAUAGUUCAUUUUCUUAGUGUAAAAACUACAGUAAGUGGGUUCUUUAGUUUGAGCUCAGAUGAAGUCUCUGGAGUAACCCGGCCCUCUCUGCCUUGUUUAAUGUGUUUCCAGGACCCAGGGUAAUGGAGGCUCCAUUUUAGGGUCCCCACUUGCCUGAUUUGUUCCCGUCACUGUGAGGGGGCCUCUGAUGCUGAACAUUUGGGCUCGUGCCACUGGCGGCCUCUGCAGAAUGUUCCAAAUUCCAAAUUCUGAGAGGAGGUAUAAGUCAGGGUAACCACAAGUGUUUGGGAAUGCUCUGGGCUUAUUUGGAAGGGUUGGAUGCUCUGAGUUUUCUCCCGGAGAGAGAGUUCGUGACCACUGUCAGCUCCCCUACGACUUCUCCCCGCGAUGGAGAGGAGUGGUAGGGGACCGCAGAUCCUCCUUAGCCCACCAGGCAGCAGAUACCUCGGGACUCUAAGGGCAGCUUGGCUGACUCCAGCUCAAGGUGAACUUCUCCCAGACCCUUUCUCCAUCCUCAGAGAGCCACGCCGGUACUCUCCGCGCUCCCACAUUUCUUGAUCGUCUACCGUGUGCAGGGUAUUUUAAGGACGUUAUCUCGCUUAAUCCAUAAAAACGGCCCUGUAGUCCUGGGUAUUGUCAGUCCCAUUUUACACGUGAGAAAACUGAGGCUGAGAGAAAGAGUAACUUGCCCAGAGUCACAAAACUAUUAAGUAGAAGUGGGGUCACCUGAAUCCAAACCUUUCUUCUCCUCCAAACCACGUUGCCUCCCACAAAGAAAGGUUUGAGCCUCUGCAAUUCCUGCCGGGCCGGAAAGCGCUUCUUGUCGAACCCUGUCGGGGUCUGUGGAGCAACAGUGACUAGAGCUCGAUGUGACCUGCGUGGGGUGCCCCUCUGCUGCUGUCGUCACCUGCCUGUGGAGCAGGAUGCCACGUUUGAUGUUCUGCCAGAAGGUUCCUUGUAGAGCUGCAAAUAGAAGGAGUCGGUUUUUCUUCCUCUUCCAAAAUGGAAAUGUCACUCAGCUUCUUUUCAAAGCAACUUCCUAAGUCGAUUCUGAUCGUAAGCUGUGCAGCAAGCCACAGAGCUGGGCAUUUUCAGAACGUUGGCCGAUUAUUACGGAUGGCCUUGGGUUUUGCUCUCACUGAGUAUAUAACAUAGGAAAAUGUCUUUUCUCAGGGAGUGGGGCUUUGACAGUUCAUUUGUUCGUGACUCAGAUUUUAGCUGUGCGUUGCAUUUGUACCUUUAGCCUCUCUUAACUCUUCAUCUUGUCUCAUAGCCGCAGCUGUUGAAUACAACCUGUGGUCACAAAGGAGGUUUCUGAUUGCAUCACUUUUAUUCUGGUGGCUUUGGGGCGGGGGAGGAGUUCGGCGUUGAUAAGGGUACCCGGGGGAGAAAGUAAAGCCAGUUGCACCUGGAGGGACUCCAGAGCCCAGUAUAUUCAGUUCCUUUAUUUUUACAUCCCCAAGAGGUUAAGUGAUGACCAAGGUCACACCGCUUCUUAGUGGUAGAGCCAGGACUAAAAUCCCAGCUUUCUGACUCUAAGGUCCAUCCUGAUCUUCAGAGCUCUCAGGUGGGGAGACGGAGGCCCAGAGAGGUGAAAUGACUUGUCUCAGGUCCCAGGGCUAGUUGGUGCAAGAGUAGCAGUUAGAACUCAGACCUGCAACGGACAGUAUUCCCUGAGCUGUUGCAGCUGAAUCAAUUUUUUUUGAACUCCAUUAUGUCUUGAAUGUAGUCAGAAAACUAGCUGUUUAAAAUUUCCCAUUGUGCCUGUAAUGUGAACAAUUAUCUCUAAUUUGUAUUCUGUUGGCCAGGAUGGGGGACAUACAUUCAGAUGUUCACCUUUGGGAUUUCCUGAGGCCAGCUCUACUUCUGGGCUCCACCCUGCCCUCUGGGUACAGAUCUAGGUCUUGACUAGCUUAGGACUCCUGCUCUACCUCCCGCCUCCAUUUUCGGCCAUCCAAAUCCUGAAGUUUAUAGGGCAGAGGUCACGACGCUGGGGAGUUUUUUGUUUUGUUUUUUUUUUUUUUAAAUCAACUCUCAGAGCCCUGCCUUUCAGUUCCCUUUCGGGGACAGGGAGACGCGUAAUAAGUAAUGAAAUAAAGCUGUGCUUGUCUGCAGCCCGUGGACCCACCCCAGCCUGUCGCAUCCUGGGCAGAGAAGCGGGUGGAUGGGGAGUACCCCAAGUUUGAGGGGCCAGCCCUGAGUUGGGCUUCAGAACUUUUCCCAAGAGGAGUGUAGACCUUCUGUGCUUCUUUAAGAGGUGUUGGGCUUAGUGGUCUCAUCAGAGUGUGCAGGUGCAGCCAGUAAGUACCGUGUACCUGAGUUCCACACCAGUUAGCAGUGAAAGGCAGUGGCCUACUGACAUUUUCUUCCCCAUGUCACGGUCCCCAUUCGCUGGAGCUCUUGAGAGGGGCACCAAGCGUCUGGCUCUGUCAGGCUCCUCGAGUGUUGCACUACUGAAUACUCUUGAAUCUGUUGCCCCUUUCUGUUUACACCAGCAGCGAGUAGAGAAAUAACAAGGCCAUGUCACAUGCAGUGGCUCCGUGCUUGGCGUGGCAGUCGUGCUUGCCUGGGUGGCGUGAGCAGGGCCCCCAGACUAACCCAGCUCCAGGUCUCUGCUGUCCCCUGCAGCCAUCACAAGGGCUCCGUUGUUGAAUGAGCCCCAUGGUUUCUCCCCAGAAACUCCAUGACUGGUUUGUGAUUCUAGCCCCAGGCUAAGAAACAGAACCCAAGGAAGCGACCUGCCCGCUCCUUCGCUCCCCUCCUUCCCCAUCAGGCAUCCAACCGUAUUUAGCAUUCUUGCCCUGUGCCUUGCCCAGGGGAGGGAGAAGUUUCUAGUAAUUAUGGUUUUCUGUUGGUUGCCUGGUGCUUGUACUGUUGUUUUGUUGUGGUUGUUUUUAACCAAAAAUUGCAUUUGUUUGGUU